GGUUUUAAGUUUCAGCUGAAGAGGCAGAGACUCAGGAGACGAUCGGAGACUGUUAGGGAAGAAGUACUGCAGUGAGAGUACAGUAAGUGCAGCAGGAAUACUACUGUAGUACUUCAGUCAGUAGUACUUCAGUACUUCAGUCAGUAGUACUUAAGUACUUAAGUCAGUAGUACUUCAGUACUUUAGUCAGUGGUACUUCAGUCAGUAGUACUUCAGUACUUCAGUCAGUAGUAUUGCAGUACUUUAGUCAGUAGUACUUCAGUACUUUAGUCAGUAGUACUUCAGUACUUCAGUGCUCGUGGUACUCAGUCAUGGCUAAAUGGGGACAGGGAGAUCCUCGAUGGAUCGUUGAGCAAAGAGCCGACGCCACCAACGUCAACAACUGGCACUGGACAGAGCGUGAUGUCAGCGGCUGGUCCUCGGAGCGCCUCCGUCAGCUGCUGCUGGCGGUGCGGGUGGAGGGACCUGAGGGCGCCGCCCAGCUGACCGACAUCAACAAACUGGAGGGCGAGGCGUCCAUCAACAACCGCAAGGGAAAACUCUUCUUCUUCUACGAGUGGCAGCUGAGGGCCAGCUGGCUGGGGACGUCCAGUGCCGGAUUGAAGUACCGAGGAACACUCGACGUGUCCAACCUGUCAGACGAGAACGACAUGGGCGACCUUGACAUCUCGGUGUCUCUGAGUAAAGACCAGCCCGACACACCGCUCCUCAACCUCAUGAGGAAGAGUGGCGAUCAGGAAGUCCGGAGGGUUCUGGGCGAUUACGUCCUUCAGCUCAAGUCAGAGUUCAGUCAGGGGAUGAUUCUUCCCACCGCCGACCAGCUGAAGCCGCCUCAACCUCAACCUCAACCUCAGCCUCAGCCUCAGCCUCAGACCCCGAAACAGAUGAUUCAGAUCCAGACCAGUAAACCGCCGAAAAGCUCCGUCCCCAAGUGCUCAUCUAGCCCUGCCCCCUGCCUCGAAGGUGUUCGAAUCUCAACCUGCAACUUUGACCUGAAGGAAACUUUCCAAACGUCUCCUGAUGAGCUGUACCGGACCUUCAUUGGCCAGGAGUUUGUGCAGGUGUUCACGCGCUUGGCGGCGACAGUGGACGGUAGGCGUGGAGGGAGGUUCCAGAUGUUGGACGGGAGUGUCAGUGGAGAGUUUACACAGCUGGUACCGGACCGGAGGAUCGAGAUGAGGUGGCGGUUCAGGACCUGGCCCAGCGAGCACUACGCCACCAUCAGUCUGGAGCUGGAGGACAGAGGAGAUGAGACAGAGCUGAGGAUGGAGUGUCGAGGAGUUCCUGCGGGGGAGGAGGAGUCCACCAGCGAGGGCUGGAGGCGGUUCUACUUCCACGCCAUCAAACAGACGUUUGGAUACUGAGAGAAUCUGAGACACUGAACCCUCAAGCUCGUCUGACAGGCAGACUGAGUCAUGAUGUGUCAGCAUGAGGUAAACCUGUUGACAGGAACAGUCCCAAACUUUAGUCCUGGUCUAUCCUGUGGAUUCCUUCAGGGAGUCCCUCAGGGAGGAUUCCUGGAGCCUCUCGUCUCUGUUAAACCUCAGCAGAAUUAAAGGAACAGUCCCGCACUUUAGUCCUGUUCUCUGUCUUACAUCAGUCUCAUCUCUGUGGAUGCAGACAGACGUGCGGGACGUGGUUAGCCUAGCUUAGCAUAAAGACCUGAGGAAGAGGAAACUCUUUGACUCUUCAUCCAAAGUUAAACAAAAAAACAACUCAACUUAACGAUUGUCUGAAGUGUUGGACUGUUCCUUUAAAAUCUGAUCUGUUGUAUGUGACAGAAUCACUGUGUGAAUAAAGUUUGGAUUGUUUGAAUGUGUUUGUCUUCCUGUCGUCAGGACCAAUCACAGUCCGGAUUAUUAACAUCAGAGUGGCAAAAAUAAAAUGUGAUUUAUGUAGAAAACAAGUUCAUCGACAGUGGAGGAGGAAAAAUAUGAAAAUAAAACAUCAGCAGAAUUAAAGUUUUAUUUUUUACUUUCUUUAUUCUGUCUUUGUUUUUUCUUUUUUCAGAACAUAUUUUUAUUUUAUAUUUCAUUCAGAGAAACAAACACAAAGUUAAAAUACACAAAAUACACACAUUCAUAAACACACGAGUAAAGGACUGAAGGAGACGAAGAGUUAAAAGCCGACAAGUCGUCAGAGGAAUGUGAACGAUCAGAUUUACAUUGAGACACAAACUUUACUUUUUACAAUAUAAACAACACGAGAACCUCAGUGUCACAAAAUCCAUUAUUACACGGCGCUGCCUUCUGAUUGGUCAGUUCUAGGUCUGUUAUUUCUGACUACAGACGGACUGUUGCUAUGGAAACAGUUGUGAUCGUAGACCCUGUAGGAAACAAUAAAAUCAUUUUGAAAUAAAAUGAUUGAUUUAUUUAAAAACUAGCCGUGUAAUAAUCGGGAUGAUGAUCAG
This is a messenger RNA of Epinephelus moara (kelp grouper), 2410 nucleotides long. RefSeq names its product activator of 90 kDa heat shock protein ATPase homolog 1-like. Gene Ontology annotation, biological process: protein folding; positive regulation of ATP-dependent activity. The transcript has 9 exons. NCBI's taxonomy places the organism in Eukaryota, Metazoa, Chordata, Actinopteri, Perciformes, Serranidae. Bases 312 to 1364 code for a protein of 350 amino acids. Gene Ontology annotation, molecular function: ATPase activator activity; protein-folding chaperone binding. The record is from RefSeq and is a predicted model, not a curated record. Gene Ontology annotation, cellular component: cytosol.